Racocetra fulgida is the source of this 359-nucleotide messenger RNA. The record is from the annotation of a GenBank genome assembly. NCBI's taxonomy places the organism in Eukaryota, Fungi, Glomeromycota, Glomeromycetes, Diversisporales, Gigasporaceae.
CUUUAUUAUAUCACUUUAGAAAUGAAAUUGAGGACAAUACAUCGCAAAUUCGUUCAAAAUUACAUAAUACCAGAAACCAGCUUGAAGAUUCUUUACCCAGCAACCUAAAAGACAGUUCGGUUGCUGAUCAAAAUCAUUUGAUUCACCCAUCUAAACGACCAAAUGUUCGUCCACAAUUACCAAUUCCUUCACUUACUCAAACACAAAAUUAUAUCAAUCAUCGUUUCAUUCCAACAUUUAAAUCAACAUGGAAUGGUCAAGUUACAAAUCUUGCCAAUAAACUUACUAGUUUUGAUGCAAGUGAAUCGGCUAAAAAUGUAAAGUCUUUUGUUGAAGAUAAGUGGAAUAAUAAAAAAUAA